Messenger RNA from Aptenodytes forsteri (emperor penguin), 1104 nucleotides. RefSeq names its product ankyrin repeat and SOCS box containing 8 (gene ASB8). Bases 38 to 757 code for a protein of 239 amino acids. Gene Ontology annotation, molecular function: protein binding. The record is from RefSeq and is a predicted model, not a curated record. NCBI's taxonomy places the organism in Eukaryota, Metazoa, Chordata, Aves, Sphenisciformes, Spheniscidae. Gene Ontology annotation, biological process: intracellular signal transduction. The transcript has 3 exons.
CUUUCGGAGCAGAGAGCCGGGUGCGGACGUGAACUGCAUGCACGGCACCCUGAAACCGCUGCACUGCGCCUGCAUGGUGGCUGACGCCGACUGCGUCGAGCUGCUGCUGCAGAAGGGAGCGGAGGUCAACGCCCUGGAUGGCUACAACCGAACAGCCCUUCAUUACGCGGCGGAAAAGGACGAAACCUGCGUGGAAAUCCUCCUGGAGUACGGGGCCAACCCCAACGCGCUGGACGGCAACAAGGACACCCCGCUCCACUGGGCCGCCUUCAAGAACAACGCCGAGUGCGUGCGGUCGCUGCUGGAGAACGGCGCCUUGGUGAACGCCCGCGAUUACAACAACGACACGCCGCUCAGCUGGGCGGCCAUGAAGGGUAACCUGGAGAGCGUCAGCAUCCUGCUCGACUUCGGGGCCGAGGUCCGGGUGGUUAAUUUGAAAGGCCAAACCCCCAUCUCGCGGUUGGUGGCCUUGCUGGUUCGGGGAUUGGGUACGGAGCGCGAGGAUUCCUGCUUCGAUCUUCUCCAUCGAGCUAUCGGACAUUUUGAGCUGAGAAAAAACGGCAGCAUGCCCUGGGAGGUGACCAGGGAUCAGCAGCUCUGCGAAAAGCUCACCCUGCUCUGCUCGGCCCCCGGUACCCUACAGACGCUGUCGCGUUACGCCGUGCGCCGCAGCCUGGGCGUGCGGUUCCUGCCGGAGGCGGUGAAGCAGCUGCCCUUGCCCACCUGCCUGAAGGAGUACGUGUUGCUCCUUAGCUAAGCGAAAGACCAGGCGGCGGGGCUCUUCCCGCGCCGGCGUUCGGCUCCCUUCAUCACCGCUUCCUCGCGGCAGCGCCGGGAAUGAGGUUGACGGCUUGGUUUGGGACUCGCGGGUGCCGGAUUCCCCUCCCCGGUCGCCGUCCCGGUUUUCCUCCUGCUCUGCUUUUCCGCCUGAGCCGGCGCAGGGCAGCGGGGAUCCACCGGCGCCGUUCGCAGACGGCUCCGUGUUGUCUCUCUGCCCACAGCGCCCGCUCGGCGGCUCCUCCCACGCGCUCUCCCUAUGAUUUCGGCCCUCAUGAGAUAACCAUCCCUCUUUAAUGGCAAAUUAUAUCCCAGCUGUUGGAUUAA